GCGGCAGAUCGUGCUUCAUUUGGUUGUGUUGUGCGUGUGUGUUUAAAUGUGUGUGUUUGUGUAUGGGUAUAUUAUUUACUGAAUGCCCUCUACGGCUACAGCUACAGCAGCAGCAGCAAAAUGCUCAAGUGUCAACUGCAUGGAUAGCUUUGCUAAGAAAAAAAAAACAAACGGCAACCACGGUUAACGGUAAAAUUUCGUCUGGCCAUUGUUGUUGUUGCCGCUGGCAAUGCGGCAAAUUUGCCGCCUGCUUAGAACAUAUCAUAACGGAUUAGCUAUAUAUGACUGAAAGUGAGCAAAAACACUAAAACUGAACGAAGCAAACAAUAAGAAAAAUAAGUUUAUAACAUUCCCUGCACUAAUUGGAUUUACAUCAAGCGACUGCGAGCAGAGCGAUAGUAUAUCAUAAAAUUGCAUUGCUGAUUGAUCAAUUCAUGUGCUACGCUCAUAUGACAUCUAAUCACAAGGAAACAAACACUUCCAUAUAGUGUAGACAAGAGCAAUUUAUAUUCAGUGCUAAAAAUGCGACAGCAAUCAAUGAACGCUGGGCGCUAUAAUGAAGCAUAUCAGCGAGCAAAUAAUAUUGGGUAUAACAAAACCAAUCGCAAUAAUAACAAUACAUAUAACAACGGGCAUAACAAUGAGCAUCACUUAAGCAAAUAGAAAAUCAACGCGCAAAAUCAAUACAAAAUCAAUACAAAUAGCUGUGAAAUUUGCUGUCAAUAUUUGCUAGCAGCGGAGUCAUAAGCGUGUCGAGAAAACAAACGCGUUAGAAAGGACAAACAAAGGGACAGGAUAAACCAAAUUCAUUUCAAAUGGGUGGUAAAAACGGAGCCAAUACCAGUGGCGGUGCUGGCUUAGGUGGUGGCGGUGGCAGUCUCAAUUCUAGCAUCUGCAACUCGGUGAUGACGAAUGCAACCACAGCCAGCAACAGUCUCAGCCAGCAGCAGCAGCAGCUUCAGGCCAAGUAUAUCAAGUCGAAACGCCAUCAGAGUCGUUAUACCAAUUUACAGCAUUCUGGUCACGAUUCCAGCAGCUAUCUGCAUCUUAAUUCGCUCUGGUCGAUAUGGUACGGCGUACUGCUAACACUUUUCCAAGGCUACUUGGCUAUGCACGGCGCCUACAGGUUCCUCGGCUGUUCAUUGAUACCCUGGAAAAUUGAGCCCGUUGCUGAACUUAAUCUACAGAUUGUACUCUCUGGAGUAGUAUUCAUUCUGCUGCCUGUAUUCUUUACAUCGGCGGUAUUUAAGGUUGGCAACUUGGCAAACGAUGGCAUCAAAUUGGCAACUGGAGCCAGAGAACGACGCUGCACCCUGGCACCGCACGACGGCCUGGAGGAGGAGGCACGCGGCGGCACUUUGCGCGCCCUUUGGACACAUGGAGGGCCCACCGCUGCUUUUGUGCAUAUCCUUAUUGCGCUGUGUUUGCUGCUACCGCGACUUCUGCUGGAGGCGCGCAUCAUCGAGAAUGGACUAUUGCCGAAAGAGCAAGUUUGGGCAACGGAAUUGGACUUUGUUGUUAUCAAUAGACGCAAUUUGAUGGCCAUGUCUGUGGUUGGGCCUUUGCCGCCCUACCAAAAGCAGCAACCAAGGGGUGAGCACCAGAGGGAGCGCCCAUCGAAUGUAACCGUAAACAGUUUGGAGCAUAUUGAUGAGGAGGAGGACUACUACAACGAUACGAUGUUCAGAGCAAUACGAGAAGGCAUCAGCAGCAGCAACAUCAAUAAUAAUUUGUUUGAGCUGACACGUGAUAAGGACGGCAGCCAUGGAAGAAAGGCGGCGAAGUCGAUGGCACCAACAACAACAACAGCAAUAGCAACGAAAAUAACAACAAUGCAAGCAACUGCUACGGGCAAGACAAGAUACUUUGAAGUGCCCGAUUUAAUUAAUCGAGAUAUUGACGACGAGCAUGAGCAUGGGGAGGAGGAAGAUGAGGAUGAGGACGAGGACGAGGAACAGGAACAGGACGGGACGGAACGACAGAAGCUUGACGAUGAUUUAGAUGAUGUUGAUAAUGAUGAAGUUGCUGUUGCUGGCAGAGAUGAGGGCACUAUUAUAAUGCCCGACUUUGAGAGCAGCAAUGAGUUUGGAUCAAAAGCGACAGCAGCAGCAACAAACAACGACAACAAUUUCUCAACAACAACAGCAGCAGCAACAACAACUGUCAGCACAACCAUAGCUCCAAUUUCUAGCAAACAGUCGCCACAACAACAACACCAUCACAGCAACAACAACAACAACAAGAACAAUCGUAAGCACCACAAGCAUCACCACAAGCAACGACAACAGCAACAACAACAACCGCCUCGUCGUCAUCAUGUUGCCUCCCAUGAACAAGCGCUGCUGGAGAAUUAUGGCGUCGAGGAGGAGACCACAACCCGAGAUAGCAGCAUACAUCGUGUACGCACCGAAAUCCUUCCCGAUAUUAUAAUACCAUCGACGCCGGUCUCAAGCAAUUCCAAAAUCAUUGCCAUCAAGCCGAAGACACAAAAGCGGCGCAUUUUUAAGCGAGCUGCUCCAAAAUCGGGUGUAGAAAUCGAACCGGAGUAUUUGCUAGGCGAUGCGGCCAUCAGUUCCAGUGAGUUUAUAGCCAAGUCUAGUAGCGAGCAACAGCAUUCCGAGGAUCAGGAUCUCGAUAUUGAUCUGGAGGAUACGGAAUUUCAAGCCUUACCGGCUGUCACACCGGCAACACCUGCCCCCAGCAGCAGUUCAAGCAGCAGCAGCAGCAGCAACAGCAACGAGUUUGUGCGCCUCGAUGGUUUUGCGGGCAUGUUGCAGUUGUUCUUUGGCAUCGAUAAGCCCAUCGAUGUGGCCAUCUUUGCCCAGCCGCCGAGCUCGGAGUUUGUGAAUCUGAUGUGUGCUCUGCUCGUUUGGUCUGUGCGUUAUCCGGCUGUGUUCUGGAACACAUCCAAGUCCUUUGCGUGCGUCUUUAGCCUGCAAAUGAUUGUCGCCGCCUUGGAUAUUAUAUUGGGCUAUGUGGGCGUCUCCAAUCUCUACAAGCUGCAAAUCUAUGCGGAGGCCAUGCCCGUGCAUCAGCCGGGACUCAUUUUGAAUGCGACUGUGACUUUGGCACUCUAUUUGCUUGCCACGGCUCUGGUUUUGGCCUCCUCGAUGGUUAUGUAUUUGUAUGGGCAUGGUCGAUUGGCCACACGCAUGAGAGAUCGCUCUGUUAUCACACUCAAGGCUAGUCAGACUUGGAUCUACUUUGCCCAUUGCGCAUCCCUGUGCUUUGUCCUGGCUCUGGCUGUAGUCAAGGCGCCGCUGUUAAAUGAUCUCAGCGCCACAUACAAGAACAAUUUGCAUUGUCCAACAUUUUUAGCUGCACUUGUCGGCGUCACGCAUCUGCUGCUGUGGAUUGUCGUCUGGCUGUGUUUGACUAUCAAGAGACGUUGGCAUUUCAAGCUGCCACCGCUGGAUCACACUUAUGGCGGUCUGCUGAACAAGGCCAGCGCCCAGCCGCUGCUCAUGUCCAGUGGCGGUCAGCGGACGGGCAGCAAUUCGAGCAGUGGUGCAAACUCAACGAGCACCACUGUUAAUGGCAUGGACUCCACGAAGCCGGAUAUGAUGAGUACCGCAACGAGCACGGAAUUGGGUGGCAUGGGUCUGGUUGCACAGGAGGAUAUCUAUUGGCCAAAAUUGACGCCCAGUUCGCCCAAGCUGAAGGUCACCUUCAACGAAGUUACGAGUACGUCAGAUGAUGUCCUACUAAUUGGUGACCAAGAACAAACUGAUGGCAAGCGCCAUACGAGCCGUGGAACCUCGCUAUGUUUUGCCAGUUCUGCGGGGGAAAUUGACGACGGCGAGUACGCGACAUUAAGGGCGGCAACCGCCGGCGCCGUUGUGGGCAUCACCAUGGGCAGCAUAAAGAGCAGCAUUACUAUUAACGCUGGCGGUGGAGGCGUCGGCAACAGCAGCAUUAUAAGCGGCGGCCUGUUACAUCUCAGCGAAUACGAUGAGUUGCCACCACCGCCAUCAGUUAAUCACCAGCAACAGCAACAGCAACAACAGCAACACCAACACCAACCACUUGCCCUUGGCCAUGCCCAUGAUUAUGCGAACCUUAGCGGGCUGGGCGGUAUCAGUGACGACAACAUUUCCGAGGAGGGCAAAUUGUUGGCAUGUGUGCGCGACGAUAGCAUUACGUAUGCAUCCACAAGAGAUUUGGAGCCACCAAAGCCGGCAACACCGCCGCCACCGCCACCACCGUUACCCGUUAAAGGUGCGUCCGUGCCACAACAGCCUGGCUAUGGACGAGCGCCCCAAGCCAUGCCGGAGAUAAUGCAAAUUUCACCCGAACAUCACAAGUCACAGCCACUACAACAGCAACAGCAGCAGCAGCAACAACAACAGCAGCAGCAGGCUCCUCAUCAUCCACUACAGCAGCAUUCACAAUCGCAUCCGCAUCCGCACCCGCUUCAGCAUCAUCUAGUCAGCCCACUGGCUCCGGUCACGGUCGCCGUGCACACCAACGAAGCACAUAUCGCCUCCAGCUCCACACCCCGCUGCCUGCGUCGCGCCGAUUCGGGCGUACCAAAUGAGGCACUAACGCCACGCAGCGAUACCAAUUCAAUAACGGAGAGCAGCAAUACCACAUCACCGCCGGAGCGCGCCCCCUCCGAAUCGUCCAGUGGUGUACACUCGGGCGAAGAGCGUGAACUGGAGGUCAUAAUACGUCCGCGUGUUAGCUGCAAGGCACCGCCACGUCCACCACAGCCCCCGAUACAGGAGGAGCCUUAUGGCCGUUGCACCAACAUGCGCAUGUCCAGUUUCAAUGCGGAUCCGGCUGCCAUCAAUAGCGCCACAUUGCCGCUUCAGCGAAGCGCACCCGACCAGAAGUUCGAUUAUACAGCACAUUGCAGCACCAUGCCGCUGCCGGUGGGCUGUCACAGCCAGCAGCUCGCCAGCCAUUGCAACAGCAACAGCAGCAACAACAACAAUGGUGGCUAUGCAUCGACAUCGGCCAUGUCUAGUUCGAUGGGACCACCGCCGCCGUCGCAGGUGUCCAGCUUUAGGGCGCCCAGCAUGCAUUAUGCAAAUGCUGCAGUUGCCCUUGGUUCGGGUCCCCAUGCUCCGCACACAACUCUGCCCAAUGGCGUACGCUACUCCAAUCCGCACUUUUUGCGCCGUCUGCCUCAUGUGAGCAAGGCUGCCGAAUCGCCCUACGGACAUCUUGGCUAUGGUGCCGCAUAUCACGCCUUCAGCAAGCUGCCGCAUGAGACGCAUCCGACCAUACCCGAGGAUCGGGAUUCAGCCAACUAUUCCAUGGCCUCCGACCAGGACUGUGGACUGUACGUAACGGCGCAGCUGCACUAAGCUCUACUAGCGCUUUAGUCUCAUAUACAUAAUAUUGCAUAAUAGCUUGCUUAAUUAAGUAUCCAUGUACUUUAUCCCUAAGUGUAUAGAUGAAGCCUCAAAUCUUAAAUCUUCCACACUCACUUCGCAAGUUCACAUGGCAACGUCAGCGAUUACUUCAAAUCUGCCAAAUUUUCAAUUCUCCACAACUUGGAAUCUAUUUAAUUAUCCAUCGCUUUUAUGUACUUUUAAAUUGUGAUUUUUUUGUUAAAAUAUUCUAUGAAAUUGGUCCAAAAAAAAUCAUAUAUUUUUGGCUAUAGAAUACAGGAAUUGAAGUGGUUAGUAAAAAAAAGUAAAAUUUCUGAAUUUUCGAUGUUUUUUUUUAUCAUUUGGUUCCAUUGCUGGAUGAGUUCUACUUGCAAUCUGAUCUGGCAUUGUUUGUGUAAUCUCUGAUGAUGUCUAAUUAUGUAUCAACAGAAGUAAAUCUCUAAGUUCUCCCAUUUUUUGAUAUGAUUUGCUUAAAAUAAUGAACAAAAACCGUGUUUGCACAAAACCAACGCAGAAUAAGUAACUGAAGCCUCUCACAUAAGGUUACAAGCGAUAUCUAUGCAUGCAUACUAUUUAUAUAUACAAGUCUAUAUUUAUACACAAUACUCGGUAUGCUCGUCUACAAUGUGUAAGAUAAUAAACGAUAAUAGUUCUUAUCAUAUCACUUAUGGUAAAAUAUAUAAUGUCUAAAUCUAAGCA
This is a messenger RNA of Drosophila grimshawi, 6038 nucleotides long. It is a transcript of the gene tinc, whose product is annotated as protein tincar. The record is from RefSeq and is a predicted model, not a curated record. The transcript is spliced from 11 exons. Bases 816 to 5312 code for a protein of 1498 amino acids. NCBI's taxonomy places the organism in Eukaryota, Metazoa, Arthropoda, Insecta, Diptera, Drosophilidae.